AUGUCUAUUCAAUAUUUCGUUUUGGUAUUAUUAUUAUUAUCAACUAUUUUAUCAGUGAAUGCUGAACCUCUGGCUUAUGUUGCAUGUACUGCUGCUUGUUUAUCAGGAUGUUCAGUCGGAACGGUGGUGGCAGACGCUCCAUUAUGUUUUCCACCAUGUCAAGCACUUUGUUUACCACUAUUAGCUGCUUCAACACCUUAA
Messenger RNA from Rotaria sp. Silwood1, 201 nucleotides. The record is from the annotation of a GenBank genome assembly. NCBI's taxonomy places the organism in Eukaryota, Metazoa, Rotifera, Eurotatoria, Philodinida, Philodinidae.